Messenger RNA from Epithele typhae, 480 nucleotides. RefSeq lists its product as uncharacterized. The transcript is spliced from 5 exons. The record is from RefSeq and is a predicted model, not a curated record. The coding region runs from base 1 to 480 and encodes 159 amino acids. Lineage: Eukaryota; Fungi; Basidiomycota; Agaricomycetes; Polyporales; Epitheliaceae.
AUGUCCAAUUGGUUGUACAAGAGCAAUAUAUACUACUACAAGCACGAAUCUGGAAAAGACUACAACUCCGACAAGAGAGCAAAUACAGUCCCCUCACAUCGUCUCGACCUCCACCCCUUUGUCAUCACGCACUGGCUCUCCAAACGCCAAGUGCGCACGAGCUACGCCACGGCUGUCGACCACCGGGCGGCUGAGCUUGACCCGCACUUGGGCGCACUCGCGCUGACCACGGCCGGCCUCGACGCCCCCACGCUCCCCGGCACCGUCUUCUGCGCGAUGUACGACCCUAAGUGCCCGACAGCCGCGCGGUCCUUCACGCUCGCGUGGUUCUUGCGGUGCGGUCCCGUCGAGAGCCGGACGCAGAGCAAGAUCCGCGCGCUGCGCACGGAGGACCGCGUCCUCCAGCGUUCCCCCAAGCCAGAUCGGUGCGGCGACGGCAUGAACUUCGGAGAGUUCCGGACCCGCGCCUUCAAGUCUUGA